This is a messenger RNA of Andrographis paniculata, 1698 nucleotides long. RefSeq names its product cyclin-dependent kinase inhibitor 4-like. Gene Ontology annotation, cellular component: nucleus. Gene Ontology annotation, biological process: negative regulation of cyclin-dependent protein serine/threonine kinase activity. NCBI's taxonomy places the organism in Eukaryota, Viridiplantae, Streptophyta, Magnoliopsida, Lamiales, Acanthaceae. Gene Ontology annotation, molecular function: cyclin-dependent protein serine/threonine kinase inhibitor activity. Bases 116 to 757 code for a protein of 213 amino acids. The transcript is spliced from 3 exons. The record is from RefSeq and is a predicted model, not a curated record.
AGGGCACCGGGUUCGCCGGUUGCCGGUUGCUCAAAAUUAACCCUAAAUUUAAAAACCCUCGUUUGGGUUUACUGUUAUUAUUUUUAUUUUAUUAUUUCGACGGAGAGAUAUUAUAAUGGGCAAGUACACUCGCAAGCCCAAGCCCUCCGGCGACGUCUCCCCCGCCGCCGCCCUCGGCGUCCGUACUCGCGCCAAGACGCUCGCGCUCCAGCGCCUCCAAUCGGCGCAGCCGGAUUAUCUGGAGCUUCGUUCCAGGCGGCUCGAGAAGCCGCCGCUUCUCUGGCAGUACCUUGAGAAUUCGCGGAAAGCCGCCGCUCGGAAGCGUGAUUUGGAUGGGGAGAACUCUCGAAUCGGAAGUUCGAGCGAGAAAUCGCCGAUUGGAGAAGCGGAGGAGAAGGACGGGGAGGAGGAGCAGCAGUUGGAGGUUGGGGAUUUGGAAAUUGAGGUUUCGUUGGGGGAAAAUAAUUUGGAUGUUGAAGUCAGGGAAAGGUCCACCCGAGAAACCACACCGUGUAGUUUAAUCAGGUCCACUGAUAAUAUCACACCGCCCGGCUCCUCUACUAAGCAGAGAAGUCCUUCAGAGAAUCGAAGGGUCCAGAAUGUAUUUAGAAACACUCCUACAACUCAUGAAAUAGAGGAGUUUUUCACCCAAGCAGAGCAGCUGCAGCAGGAUCAGUUUAUCAAGAAGUACAAUUUCGACAUCAGGAAUGAUUUACCCCUUCCCGGUCGAUAUGAGUGGGUAAAAGUGAUCCCUUGAGCAGAGCACUCUGUGCAACAACUGUAACUUAUCGUGGUCGGAAACUCUCACCUAGGAAGAAGGUAGAACUUACUAGUCACCCCUGCAAUACUUCAUUGCUGUAAAGUCGAGCAGUAGCGAAGAUAGAAUUGUAACUUUAGCGAUGUGUAGAAAUACUAGGGGCCGGGAAAGUCCAGUCUAACCAUUUAGAAGUAGGAUCUCGCACAGAAUGAAUGUAACAGUAGGCUUUUGAUAAGGUUUAACAUCCCUGAAAUAAUUUGCAGGUAAUCCUCAGUUCUAAUUUUAGUUUUCGACUUGCAUCACUGCCCUAUAAUCGAGCAUGCAUUUCAUAUCCUAAUGAUGCCCAUCACCCCACCCGGUAAUGGUAUCUAGAGUUUAAAGUUGCAUUGUUCUCUAAAUAUUUUAUCGUGUCGUAUUAAGUAUUCGCAGCUGCAGCUACUGUUAUGCCGAGGGAGAGCUAUUUGAAAGCUUGGCUAUGUUGGAAAGGUAAGGUGAUAAAUUUUAGUUUUGAUCCAAGAAAAUUUAUGAUUGAAAAUUGAGUUAGAAAAAUGGAGUAACAUGCUAGUUAGCUAGUUGUAUUAUUGUAUGUGUGGUGAUUGAUUCCUCAAUGAAAAAAUUGAGGGAAAUGUAUAGAAGCUUAUGGAGGAGUUUUAGAAAGAAAAUUGGGAAAUAGGAAAUAUGAUGUUAGGUGAGAAAGAUAUAUCUAUUUGAUAAAAAAUAUUAUUGUUGUUGUUGUUGUUGAUGUAUAGUAAGUAUUAAAACUUUCAAAAGUGUCUUGUAAAUGGAGUUGUAAUGGAUUUUUAUGUCCAAAAAUCCAUUAAACUAAGUUAGUUGUAUGUCAUGUAAUAAGUUUAACCUAAGCUAGUGCAAGUGAAGAGUAGAUUUGAGUCAAUUAGGCUUGGUUUUGGAUCGAGAUUUUUUGAGUUUUGAAAUAUUUUAUA